AGCAGUAACACACUCACCAGCCGGUCAAUUGACUCGAAGACGCGGCCCGGAAAAUAACAUGCACCGACAAUGGAACGCUUCAUCCGAUCAGUACUGAGAAAAACCAACCCGACCUCCUUCUUCCGCUUCACGCUCGACGGGAUUGGCAUCUUCUGCGCCUGCACGCUGAUAUGGGAACACUACUACACAGUCCAGCUCAGCGAGGGCGGUUCCAUGUAUCCCACACUCAACGGAAGGGGGGACUAUCUCCUUAUUUCGCGGAGAUGUGGUAACGGGAAGGGCAUUGAGGUCGGGGAUAUGGUUCGGUUUUAUCAUCCUUCUUUUCCGGGGACGCAUGCCGCCAAGAGGGUCUUGGGGAUGCCGGGGGAUUUCGUCUGUAAGGAUGCGCCAUAUAGUCUUGGUGCUGGGGAGACUGGGGAGAUGAUUCAGGUCCCUGAAGGUCAUGUCUAUCUUGCCGGUGAUAACCUUCCGUGGUCGAGAGAUUCGAGAAAUUUUGGUCCCGUCCCCCUGGGGCUUGUUAAUGGGAAGAUUACGGCUGUUGUCUGGCCUCCACGGAGGAUGAGAUGGCUGGGGAAUCCCUUGCAGCCGGCCAAACUUCCCGACGAUUCGGCUGCUCGUGCUUAGAUGGGGAAUUCGUAUUUAUUUUUCGUCUGUCGGGGAUAGAACAAGGGAGUUCGGAGUUACGGGUGGAAAAAGUAAAUAGGGU
This is a messenger RNA of Monascus purpureus, 706 nucleotides long. NCBI's taxonomy places the organism in Eukaryota, Fungi, Ascomycota, Eurotiomycetes, Eurotiales, Aspergillaceae. The record is from the annotation of a GenBank genome assembly.